AUGGAGACGCCGCCGCUGGACAAUGAGCGCCACCUGCGGUACUGGCAGCGAUGCCUGCGCAGCGUGCUCCCCCACCAGUACACCAGCAACGACAGCAUCCGCAUGACCCUUGGCUGCUUCAUUGUCGCCGCCGUCGACCUCCUCUCUCCGACCUCCACAAGUCCCGCCGGGCCUGCACCCUCGGACAAGCCCAAGGCCGCCUCCAUAACCCCCUCAGAUCGAUUGCGCAUUCGGGAAUGGGUCCUCUCGUGCCAACACCCCGGAGGCGGCUUCUGCGGAGCUCCGACGCAUGCGCUGCGACCGCAGGACUAUGAAGGGUGGGACGCUGAGGCCCGCAAACCCGAGACUGCCAACUCUGGAGCGGCCAAUGUCGCUGCGACCUACUUUGCACUCGUGCUGCUGGCCCUGGUGGCCGAGGAUAGCGCGGCAGAGUCCGCUUUCAGCGGCGUGCGGCGGGCAGAGACUCUGGACUGGCUAAGGAGGUUACAACGCGACGACGGCAGCUUUGGCGAGGUCCUGUACGACGUGCCGGCACAGGCGCAGGGCCGGACAAAGAACAAAUGGGUCGUGGCUGGAGGGAGCGACACACGAUACUGCUACCUCGCUGCCGCAAUCCGGUGGAUGCUCCGGGGCGAUAUCAGGCCGGGGGGUAGCGGUUGGGUGGAGGAUAUCAACGUAGAGUCCCUGAUAGGGCACAUACGGCAAGGGCAGACAUACGAUGGCGGCUUCGCGGAGACGUCACACCACGAGAGUCACGCAGGCUACGCAUAUUGCGCCAUAUCAGCACUAUCGCUGCUAGACCGGCCAGCAGAGAACAGCACGGCUUCCCACGACGGCGCCAUUCUACGCCGUGCUAUUGCCGAUCAACCGGCUCUGACCGAAUGGCUUGCAUCCAGGCCAUUUGAAUAUCUGGAGGAAGCGGAGGAGGCCGAGGACAAUGAGGAAGACAACUUCGCUCAGCCUACGUGCCUCGCGGACACUGUCGGUGCCUCUGAGAUCAAGUAUGCCGGCUUCAACGGGCGCUGCAACAAGGUUGCCGACACAUGCUACACCUGGUGGGUCGGCGGCACCCUUUCUAUCCUGGGACUCGACGACGACCCGGAACGACGUCUGGUACCCACAGAGGCAGCGCGCCGCUUCUUGAUGGAGAAGACGCAGCACCUCAUUGGGGGCUUUGCCAAGCAUCCCAAGGGCCCGCCGGACAUUUAUCAUGCGUACCUGGGACUUGCGGCGCUGGCAACACUGGGAGAAACCGAGCGGCUCAAGGAGUUUGACAGCGCACUGGUCGUGAGCAUGGAUGCGGUCAAGAGGAUCGAGGCUGGGAGAAGGGGCCUGUUCAGGGCUGCUGGCAAAGGGAAGCAGGGUACCCAGGAAGGGCAAAGCGCUGAGAGAAGGUUACGAGAGAUGGGGUUGGACAUGCUGGGAAGAGAAGUUUCAUGGCUGCCUGCUGUACAGGGCUCAUGUCAAUGA
Thyridium curvatum is the source of this 1470-nucleotide messenger RNA. RefSeq lists its product as uncharacterized. Gene Ontology annotation, biological process: protein geranylgeranylation. Gene Ontology annotation, molecular function: CAAX-protein geranylgeranyltransferase activity. The transcript has a single exon. Lineage: Eukaryota; Fungi; Ascomycota; Sordariomycetes; Thyridiales; Thyridiaceae. The record is from RefSeq and is a predicted model, not a curated record. The coding region runs from base 1 to 1470 and encodes 489 amino acids. Gene Ontology annotation, cellular component: CAAX-protein geranylgeranyltransferase complex.